Leopardus geoffroyi (Geoffroy's cat) is the source of this 1172-nucleotide messenger RNA. It is a transcript of the gene CDNF, whose product is annotated as cerebral dopamine neurotrophic factor. Gene Ontology annotation, cellular component: endoplasmic reticulum. Gene Ontology annotation, biological process: dopaminergic neuron differentiation; neuron projection development. The coding region runs from base 141 to 692 and encodes 183 amino acids. Lineage: Eukaryota; Metazoa; Chordata; Mammalia; Carnivora; Felidae. The record is from RefSeq and is a predicted model, not a curated record. The transcript is spliced from 4 exons.
UCACUUGUCCUAGCAACUCCGGGCAGAUUUUUUUCCCAACCACUAGCCGGGCUCUUCUGCGUUCUGUAACAGCCCGGGCCGACAGCGGCGUGGCUGUUGGUGGACGCAGGUGGCGAGGCGUUUGGAGCGGCUGGCUCAGCAUGCGGUGCGCGGGCCCAGCCGCGAUGGUGGCCUUUUAUGCCGGGCUUUGGGUCUCUAACCUGGGGCCGGUGCUGAGCCAGGAGGCCGGGGCCGACUGUGAAGUAUGUAAAGAAUUCCUGAACCGAUUCUAUAACUCCCUGAUAGCCAGAGGAGUCAACUUUUCCCUGGACACCAUAGAAAAGGAAUUGGUCAGCUUUUGCUUGGAUGUCAAAGGAAAAGAAAACCGCCUGUGCUAUUAUCUGGGAGCGACGAAAGAUGCAGCCACAAAGAUCCUGAGUGAGGUCGCUCGCCCAAUGAGCGUACAUAUGCCUGCAACAAAGAUUUGUGAGAAGCUUAAGAAGAUGGACAGCCAGAUCUGUGAGCUGAAAUAUGAAAAGCAGUUGGACCUGGCAUCAGUGGACCUAUCAAAGAUGAGAGUAGCGGAGCUGAAACAGAUACUGCGCAGCUGGGGCGAGGAGUGCAGAGCCUGUGCAGAAAAAACCGACUACGUGGAUCUGAUCACAGAACUGGCCCCCAAGUAUGCAGCGGCGCCCCCCAAAUCAGAGCUCUGACCCUCGGCGCCGCCGACGCGCCAGUGAUGGGAGACACAGUGACUCUCCAGGAUACGGACUUGUGGGUUAGGAGUAACGGGGAGCUGCGCUGUAUGUGGUCUCAUACUUUUUGUUUUGCUAAUACAACCAAUCAAGACUUGCUUACAGGGGUUAUAAUUAAAAUGCAAUAUCAGUGGCAUCUUACAUUUGCAGUGUGUGAAAACCUGAAAGUGCCUUUCUCAUCAUGUUUGGGAGGAUUGUAUGUAUGUCAUCGUCCGUUUCCUUAAAAUUGGGAAACGCGAACGACUGAAAAAUGAAGUUGAGUCCAAGAAGGAAAACAGUGCCCAGACGUCCCCGCUCUGUGCACUAAUUUUUAAUUAAAUAUAUUGGUUUAGGGUAAAAGAACAAUGUUUGGUUUACCUAACUCUCACCUUCAACCCUAAGCAAUAACACAGCAUAAUCAAAAGGUUUUAAAGAGUAAACUGUGUAUUUUCAACUGCA